Molecule: messenger RNA, 1000 nt
Organism: Brassica napus (rape)
Lineage: Eukaryota; Viridiplantae; Streptophyta; Magnoliopsida; Brassicales; Brassicaceae
Exons: 3
Coding region: 119-778 (219 amino acids)
Source: RefSeq, a predicted model, not a curated record
UCAAGCUAAUAAAUUAACAAAUGUAAAAAUACUCUCCCUGACGCGUUUACCAAGACCCUCGUUUCUCGACGUCGGUGGAGCGGGAGCUCGCCGGCGUCGCAUCCGUUCCGUCUUCUUCAUGGUUUCUCUUGCUCCAAGUCAAAGCUCUCGUUCUGCUUCUUGUUUCGCCUUUACUCAAUCAUUUGUUCUGGAUCUGGGGAUAUCAAAACUGGAGAAGACCUUCAUGGUCUCUGCUUGGCUUUUGAAGACCACCGGACCUGCAUUCUCCACCGGGGACUCCCGAAAACUCGGUAAAAAGACCACCUCUCCCCACCUCGACACACACAAAGGAUGGCUCUCUCUCUGCAACAGAUCUGCAACUUGCUCCGUUUGCGCAAAUGGCACCUCGAUUCAACUCUUUCCCUUCUCUGAGUUCAACUUUCAGCUGCGCUCCAGAUCUGAGAGGACCUCCAUGGGGUGCUUCGGAACUGAGCUACUCUCAGAUAAAGCUCAAAGCUCAGAGAUAAAGAACACCUCAAGCUGCAGCAGUUCAUCACCUUCACGUUACAAACGGGACUCCGUAUUUCUCCGGAGUGGCUACUCAAUCCAUAACCUUCCGAUCUUACUGGUCCCCUCUCCUCCAUCUUGCGCCACCGCCCUUCAUCCCAGAGGCGAGGUGUGCCCUAACCCCACCGCACGCACGCUGCUUUUCGAGCUCAGAUCCGACGAGCGUGAUGCUGACAUCAGCCCUUCCAUUUCCUUUAUAUGGGCCAGGCCCAUACAAUUUUCAAAAGGGUAACUAAGAAGAAAAUGGCAAGAAGAGAAGACGAUAUGGAGAAAGUGAAAGACAAAUCUGAGCCGUUGCUGCUUCCGGAGAAUGGAUCCGACGUCUCAGAAGAAGAAGGAGCGUCGUGGAUGGUUUGUCUAAGCACAUUCAUUGCCGUUUGUGGUUCCUACGAGUUUGGAACCUGCGUGGGGUAUUCCGCUCCGACCCAGUUCGGGAUAAUGGAAGAACUUAAUU